Molecule: messenger RNA, 1232 nt
Organism: Chrysoperla carnea
Lineage: Eukaryota; Metazoa; Arthropoda; Insecta; Neuroptera; Chrysopidae
Gene: Prosalpha6
Product: proteasome subunit alpha type-1
Exons: 1
Coding region: 117-947 (276 amino acids)
Biological process (GO): ubiquitin-dependent protein catabolic process
Cellular component (GO): proteasome core complex, alpha-subunit complex; proteasome core complex; nucleus
Source: RefSeq, a predicted model, not a curated record
GACAAAGCAUAAACAUUAAAAUUUGUGUGAGGUUAUAAAACAGUUGGUCGGCAAAUUUUAUUGCAGUGUUUUUCAUUUUGAUUUAUAACAAAAAAAAAAGUAAAUUAUUUUUUAAAAUGUUCCGAAAUCAAUACGAUAGUGAUGUAACUGUAUGGAGUCCUCAAGGACGUCUUCAUCAAGUUGAAUAUGCCAUGGAAGCGGUAAAAUUAGGAUCCGCAACUGUUGGUUUAAAAAACAAAACUCAUGCUGUUUUAAUUGCUUUAAAACGAGCAUCUUCAGAACUCUCCGCUCAUCAAAAGAAAAUCAUUCCAAUUGAUGUACACAUGGGCAUAACAAUAUCCGGUCUUACAGCAGAUGCAAGAAUUCUAUCAAGAUACAUGCGAUCCGAAUGUCUGAACUACAAGUACGCUCAUGAUUCUUUGUUACCGAUUGGUCGAUUAAUUACAAUUUUGGGUAAUAAAAUGCAAGUGUGUACGCAACGAUACGAUCGACGUCCAUAUGGUGUAGGUCUUUUGGUUGCUGGCUACGAUGAACGGGGCCCACACAUCUAUCAAACUUGUCCAUCCGCCAAUUAUUUCGAUUGUAAAGCUAUGGCUGUGGGUGCGCGAUCACAAAGUGCCCGAACAUAUUUAGAGAAACAUUUAGAUGAAUUUAAAGAUUGUGAAACGGAGGAAUUAAUCAAACAUGGUUUACGAGCGUUACGUGACACGUUACCGAAUGAAGUUGAACUUACAACGAAGAAUGUUUCAAUCGGUGUUGUUGGGAAAAGUACGGUCUUUAAGAUAUUGGAUGAAGAAGCAACUGGUACUUAUCUUCAAUCGAUUGAAGGCGAAGAAAAACGUCAUUCUGGUGGUGAUGAGGCAGCUCCAGCAGCGGAAUCUGUUGAUCCACCAGCUGGUGCUGAUGCGGGGGAUCCAACCCCAGCAGUAGCUAUGGAUACAGAAUAAUUGUUGUAUCUUUUAUAAAAGCUUACACUUUUGUGGAAGCUACUGCUGAACCUACAAAUAAAUUUUUACUGUGGCUACAAUUCGUUUCAAUUUAUUUAAAAAUAUUUUAACGCCAUGUUAAUAAAUUUUUGAUACUUUUGUAACGUUUUGUAGCCACAGUGGAUAAAAAAAAUAUGGAAAAUUUUUUAUUAUAAUUCAUUUUUUCUUAAUUUUAUUUUGUAAUCUUUACUUCUUUGUCAACAAAAAUGUUUACAACUUAACAAUAAAAGCUUCAUAUUCAACAAA